Paramuricea clavata is the source of this 655-nucleotide messenger RNA. NCBI's taxonomy places the organism in Eukaryota, Metazoa, Cnidaria, Anthozoa, Malacalcyonacea, Plexauridae. The record is from the annotation of a GenBank genome assembly.
AUGGAAAAACUCUUCAGGAACCGAGAUCUUAACGUUAGUGUGAGAACUGUUGAAAGAGAUGGGGAGGUAUUAUUCUACGCAAAGGAUGUGGCGGAAUCCCUAGGGUACUCAAACCCACAGAAGGCCGUCAGGGAUCAUGUAUGGGGAUUAAAUAAAGUAUUACUGGGAAAAGCCAAAGGGGUGAACGAAACGUUCACCCGGAAAACUUCGGGUGAACGAUUCGUUCACCCGAAAAACCGUCAACAACAUACGGUUCUUUUAUAUGAAUCAGGAGUGUACCAGCUUACUUUCAAAUCCAGACUUCCAAUAGCUGAGGACUUCCAGGCCUGGGUAUUCAGAGAGGUCCUCCCAUCUAUACGGAAAACUGGCACAUACAGUUUACCAGAUAGAAGGUCACUCAGAUACAACCAAAUGAUCCUAUUAAAUGAAGCAGGCUGUGGUAAUACCAGGUCUAGGUGAGUAUCAGGAUACAUCAUCUAAGAGAUGUGAUGCUUGGAAGAAGGGAUAUAAAGGUGGUCAGCCAGAUAUUAUUAUAGAGAAUCCUAUGGGGAAGUACAAAGGAUUUGCCAUAGAAUUCAAGUCUCCCAAAGGCACCGGAGUCGCAAGUGAAAAGCAAGUGUUAUGGUUCCACAAACUUAUGAAGAUAGGUUACAUG